Messenger RNA from Prosopis cineraria, 1565 nucleotides. Its product is annotated as ATPase GET3A-like. Lineage: Eukaryota; Viridiplantae; Streptophyta; Magnoliopsida; Fabales; Fabaceae. Gene Ontology annotation, cellular component: GET complex. The transcript has 7 exons. Gene Ontology annotation, biological process: post-translational protein targeting to endoplasmic reticulum membrane. The coding region runs from base 212 to 1273 and encodes 353 amino acids. Gene Ontology annotation, molecular function: ATP hydrolysis activity; ATP binding. The record is from RefSeq and is a predicted model, not a curated record.
GGUUCGGCUAAUUUGGAAUCAAACUCUAGCAAGCAACAAUUUAUUUGUCUUCAUACAUAUCGAUUUUAUAUACCACCCUGAACUAAAUCUGCCGUGCGUUUUUCCCCCCUGUCGGUAGCCACAUACCAAUGGAAUUAUGCGGAUUUCUCGGUGUUUGAUCAACUGUGAAAGCACUGGAGAUUGAUAGAAAGCGCGAACAGAAGCUGUGUCCAUGGCGGAUCAGGAGGAGGUGCCGGAGGGGACGGUGGAGAACAUACUGAGCCAAGAGAGUCUCAAGUGGGUUUUCGUCGGAGGAAAAGGAGGAGUUGGCAAGACAACUUGUAGCUCCAUUCUUUCGAUCCUUCUCGCCGGCGUUCGUGGCUCCGUUCUGAUCAUCUCCACCGACCCUGCUCACAAUCUCAGUGAUGCUUUUCAACAACGGUUCACGAAGACACCCACUUUGGUUAAUGGGUUCACCAAUCUUUAUGCGUUGGAGGUGGAUCCUACUGUUGAACAAGAGGAAACGAGUUCUGAGGGAAUGGAUACUUUGUUUUCAGAGCUAGCAGGUGCUAUACCUGGAAUUGACGAGGCAAUGAGUUUUGCUGAGAUGUUGAAAUUGGUGCAAACAAUGGAUUAUUCUGUUAUAGUAUUUGAUACUGCACCCACAGGCCAUACACUCAGACUUUUGCAGUUCCCAGCAGUUUUGGAAAAGGGUAUUGCAAAAGUUUUGUCCUUGAAAAAUAAAUUUGGUGGUUUGAUUAAUCAGAUGACCCGCAUGUUUGGUGUGGAGGAUGAUUUUGGUGAUGAUGCACUUCUUGUGAGGCUUGAAGGCAUGAAGGAGGUGAUUGAACAAGUCAAUAAGCAAUUCAAGGAUCCAGACAUGACAACUUUUGUCUGUGUUUGCAUUCCGGAGUUCCUCUCUCUGUAUGAAACAGAGAGAUUGGUUCAGGAACUCACAAAGUUUGAGAUUGACACACACAAUAUCAUAAUUAAUCAAGUAAUCUUUGACGAUGAAGACAUUGAAUCCAAGUUACUUAAAGCGAGAAUGAAGAUGCAACAGAAGUACCUAGACCAGUUUUAUAUGUUGUAUGAUGACUUUAACAUUACAAAGCUACCACUGCUCCCAGAAGAGGUCACUGGGGUAGCAGCUUUGAAAUCAUUUUCUAGCCAUUUUUUAUCACCCUAUCAAUCCUUGGCCAGUAAAGAUGAAGUAGAACGAUUACAGAAUAGAAUAUCAGCACUAAAGCAGCAGCUAAGUGAAGCUGAAUCUGCACUUUCGAGACUCAAAAAGUGAAACUUAUUGAAGUUUCUCAUGACCAUCAUCAGUUCUGCAAUUGAUAAGCCUCUUUGGUUCACAUUCUUUUCGAGUUUACAAUCAGGCAAGGCAUGCCAUGAUAAAGCUAAUUAUAUUCUUUUUUUUUUUAACUUAUGCAUAAUUAUAGAUUGAGGCUAGCCUCAGUUUUUUUCAAUUAUUUAUUCCUGGUAUUUUCCAGCUAAUUAUGUAUUUGUUAUACGCAUGGUAUAUACUCUGUUCUUCUCUGUCAUUAUAGAUUACGAUAAAAAAUUCCACUCAUGCAUCUUCUUCA